GUUUCUUUUGAAAAAAACUUUAUAAAAGCUUAAAACAAACAUCUGGCAAUAUUAAUUGUUAAUUACGUAAAAUAAUCAGAAUCAUUGCAGCCGGCUACGGAGACGUUUUGUAUACGCAAGGUGAAUUGUGAUAAAAGCGAAGAACGCUCACUGAUAAAAGAUCUUGUAUUAGCGCUAAAGUCAUCAUGGCGAAAUUGGACGAAAAAAUCGGUUUCAUCGGCGGUGGCAAUAUGGCAUUUGCCAUAGGUUCCGGUUUGAUAAAUCGUGAAUUCGUUAAAACCUCACAGGUGCUAGUGUCAGGACCAAACCUGGAGAAUCUUGCACGCUGGCGUGCGCUUGGCAUUGCAACCACAGAAGAUAAUUAUGAAGUGCUUGACAAAGCGGACAUUAUUUUCAUAUGUGUGAAACCACAUAUUCUCACACCAAUGGCUGCACAGCUGCGUAAUCUACAUACGCCCACUUUAAAAGAUAAGGAUAAGUUGUUUGUCUCCGUAUUAGCCGGAGUAAAGCUGAAGACACUUGAAGAGAAAUUCUCAUUUGUGGAUAGUUUAAAGAUGAUACGCACUAUGCCCAAUACACCAAUGCAAAUUGGUGAAGGUAUCACUGUGUAUUCACCUGGUUCGUAUGUUAAGCAACAAGAUUUGGAGAAAUUGCAUUUAAUGCUGAACUCUUUGGGUAUUGCUCAGCAAGUACCCGAAACGAUGAUAGAUGCUGUAUCGGGAGUAGCUGGUUGCGGUCCUGCAUUUGUAUAUACUAUAAUAGAGGCUUUGGCUGAUGGUGGCGUCAAACAAGGAGUGCCUAGACAAAUGGCUCUGCAAUUUUCAGCACAAAUGUUAUUGGGAGCUGCCAAAAUGGUAUUGCUAACCGGCAAACAUCCAGCUGUUUUGAGAGAUGAGGUUUGCUCACCAGGUGGAGCAACAAUUGUUGGUGUACAUGAACUGGAAAAGGGCAAUUUGAGAUCAACGCUCAUCAAUGCUGUAGAAAAAUCAAGUGAACGUGCUGCAGAGCUUGGCAAGAAAUAAGAUAAUGGCAACUUCAAUUCGCUUCCAAUAGAAUAAGCAAUUCAAGACAAUUUAUAGUUAAAAAUAAUAAUGCAGAUUUGCAAGCCUUUAUUGAGUGUAUAUUGAAUAAUUACAACUAAUCUUACAUUUUAGCAAAUUAAAUAAACAUUUGUGAGUGUAAGAGCA
Messenger RNA from Zeugodacus cucurbitae (melon fly), 1187 nucleotides. RefSeq lists its product as uncharacterized. Gene Ontology annotation, molecular function: pyrroline-5-carboxylate reductase activity. NCBI's taxonomy places the organism in Eukaryota, Metazoa, Arthropoda, Insecta, Diptera, Tephritidae. The record is from RefSeq and is a predicted model, not a curated record. Gene Ontology annotation, biological process: L-proline biosynthetic process. The coding region runs from base 186 to 1022 and encodes 278 amino acids. The transcript is spliced from 5 exons.